Messenger RNA from Amoebophrya sp. A120, 7394 nucleotides. The record is from the annotation of a GenBank genome assembly. NCBI's taxonomy places the organism in Eukaryota, Dinophyceae, Syndiniales, Amoebophryaceae.
CGUUGGUCGUGUCAAUUCAUUGCAUGAUACUUGGCUUCGAAAGGCAAACUGAAACUCGAGCAAGACCAUGCUGUAAAUUUCUGAUUUAAUUUUAAUCCUUUUGGAGCAGAAAACAAAGAACGGUCACGUCAACAUUAGCAUAACUCUGAUAGAGCAGGAGCCGGGAGUCGCAAAUCAAGCGAUUUUUGUGAUUGCGAAUAAACAGCAGAUGGCUGCCAGACGAUCUUUUGCAAAUGGUGAAAAUUCGAAAAUGAAGAGGAUCCAAAGUAGACGUAAAUGAACAACACAGUCGUAGAGCGAGCGCGAAUCCAAAUAUGGUUCCAACAUGUUGCUCUUGAUGAAAAUCCAAAUGGUUGAUGAGAUUGAGACGCUGUUGAUGACACCGAAUUUUUUUUUUCCAACAAAUUUAUUGACGAAGGUACCCACUACUGCUUCCUCUUUGCAGUUGUGAGAAAAGCCAAAUUUUUUAGAUCCGCGAGCGCCGAGCAUCAAGUUUUGCCUCCCUGCCACCGCGGAGCCGCCAGGAGUUCCAGCUUGAUUCCGGAUCCGGCGAGGGCGAGUUCCUGACGAUUAUCAACGCGAGCAGCAGCAGGCAACAUAGGUGGCGGACCUGCAACUGAUCACGCAGCUUCUAGGUAAAUGUGAGAUAGACAUAGAGAUCCAUGACCAAACCGUGGAAAUAAAGUUGAAAACGAAACGAGCAACGAGCGUUGAUGUGAUUGAUUUUGUAUUCCUCCUUGUCCUUCUGCUUCUACUUCUACAUCAUGCACGAUGCAUUCGCUCAACAAGUUGGUACGAAGUAGUCAACGCUGAGCCAAUGCGAAUUAGAGCUCUGCUUCUUUUUCCCAACUCUGAUUACCUCAGCACAAAUCUUCGCCCUGUUGGGAAGAGACAAGAAACCUGUCAUGCCUGUGGCCCAGCAAGAAUGAAAAAGUAGCUGCUGUGCAAAGUGCUGAGGUGUGCCACGCGAUCCCGACUUGACUGCUUGGCAGCAGGAUGAACCCAAGAAGCUUUUUGGGCGAGAUAGAAGAGCAAAGAUUGAUCGCCGGCCGACAACUCUUCUGCCCCUACAGCGUCUGCGUCACCACCACCAGCGUCAGAAUCCGCCGUCCUGCGGCGCAUCGCCGAUUUUACAGCGUCCGUUUUUUGUUCCUUUGAAAUUAUCACACAAAUUUUGAACGUGGUUGUAAGAACACGCCAAGUUACUAGUACUGGAAGUGUCCUCAACAUCAUCCUGCUAUCGGACGAUUAAGAGCAAGAUGAAGCGCAAAACUACCAUCCUGCGAUAUCUGCUGCGACUACAGAAACAAAAAACACUCAUGCUUUAUUCGCAGUUUCAUGAAGAAAGUAGGAGAUCAAUUUUCGACAUAGACAUUUUUAGCGAAGAUAAGUAGAAGUUCACAGUGAACGGUUUAGGAUUUAGUGAAGAUCAAGAUUUUGUUUCCCCACUACUCAUCAAUUUAAGAUGUCAGCAACCAACUCCAUCUUCGUGCGGAACCUGAGCAAUGAGGCGACGGAGUCAAAUUUGCGGCAGCACUUCUCGGAGUGCGACACCGUGGAGGCGAUCAAGUUCAACGUCUUCCCGGGGACCAAUAACGUGUACGUGGAAGUGCAGUUCGCGAGCAGCAAGGGCGUCACCAGCGCGAUCAAUAACCUGAACGGGAAACUCUUUCUGGGCGUGCCGAUCAUGUAUGUCUACUUUUUUUUUCGCAUUUUGUUGACAUGAUUUUCAUUCUGGGUGAAGGUUUAGUAUGCUUCAUAUGCAACAGUACGUAGAGCGCCCUUGAGUGAUAAUAUGUAGAUGAUGCCUGUCACGCUCAAACAAGGGAGGUCAACAUACGUCGUGGUUGUUCUUACUGCCUGCUGUUUGCACCUUGAGAUGAUUUUUCUCGAUGUUGAAAUAUGGCAAACAAAAUGCUACAUCAGGGUCGACAUUCUGGAUCCGGUGAAGGGGAGCGUGCAGUCGAGCGGGCUGCAGCCGCCUGGACAAAUGGACCUAAACGCGAAGUUACCAAUUGGAACCACCGGCGUUCCUGCACCUGGAACGGCUUCUACCGUAGGAGCUGCGCAGAUGGUACUAUCAUGGGUUGUGUAGUUUGCCUUCAUCAUCUUCACGAUGUUUUAUGCAGUUUUUUUGCAGAGCAAAAACUUAAGCUUUCAUUCGCUCCUUUUAGAUUCACUUUAGUGAUAUUGACUAUGUGAUGACGAUCUUCAUCUUCACGCUUUGACUUGACAUGAAAAAUAAACAGGCCAAUGUGAACAACCCCACCGUGGCCGGGCAGAUUUCCCUGGCGCAGUUGCAGGAACAGCUGCAGGAAUUAGGGUCAGAACGGGAACGGAAACUGGAGAAAACCGUCUGUCUCCGCCCGCUCCCCGACUCGAUUGAUUUGGGUCACUUGCUGAUUUUCUGCCAGGCCUUUGGCGUCGUGAAGGACCAGCGGAUUGACACGGACCUGGAGCAAAUCAAGUUUGGUCUCGUGGAAUUUGCCACGGCCGAAGCGGCGGAGACUCUGCUGGAGACCAAAAAGCAGGUCAUCGGGGGCCUGGAAGUCGGGGUGGAAAAGGCCAAGGAUGUGGUGGGAAAGGUGAACGACCAAAUCGUGAUUCCCAAAAUGGACCCAGGCAGUCUGAAGGAUAACCGGAAAGUGGACCAGGUACUACAGUUGUUAGUUUUAUUUCAAGUAGAAGUUUAUUCUUCAUCAUCAUGACUAUCAUGAACUGUUCUUCCGCCAUGUUGAAGAUUCUGCCUAUUUGUGGCGCAGCAAUCGUAAGCCGGAAAUAUUGAAUUUGAAAUCUCAAUCCCCCAUCAGGUCCGCGCCGCUUUCGGCAAGCUGAGUUUCGGUGCGUCAUUUGCCGCGGCGAAUGCAGGAGAGGACGGAAAAUCCACCGACGCGGCCAGCAAGGGGGGCGACAAAGACAAUGAAAACGUCAAUACUACGACCGGGAUCUCUUCUGUCGGAAACAACGACACCAGUAAACCUGCGAAGAUGUUGGCCACGAGUAAUCAGCAGCAGGCCAUAGACGACAAGAACAUCAAGUCGCCCACCAGUGUGCUUUUGAAAGACGUCGCACACGACACAGAGGAAAUGUUGAAAACGGCGAAAAACGGCAACCCGGACAAGGAUUUGCAGUUGACCGGGCGGCACAACGAUUUGAAGAAACGGUCCCACUCAAACAGCAAGAGCGGAUCCAAGUCCCGGAGUGGGAGUAGCAGUCGCAGCAGAAGCAGCGGGAGCUCCAGUCGCAGCCGGUCGAGAUCGGCGGGAAAAAGCCCGCGGAGGCGGGGUCCUGCCAGAAGACGCGGCGGCAGUGCCGGCAGGAGAUCGAGUAUUUCUAUUUUUGCUAUUUUGAACAAGAUGGUUUCCUUCACAUCAAAAAUUUGUUUGAUGUCUGAGGUUGGUUGUAUAUCGGCAUGUUGCGCACGUGCAGCAGGACUGACGAGUUGUACUGGCCUACGGUAAAAAGACAAUAUUGACCAAAUUACACAUAACUGCGCCAUAUUCAUCAUCACAGCCCCUCGCGGCGCGAACCGACGGAGCCGUAGCCGUAAUCGUGGCGCGCGCAAUUAUAACAACCGCAGUGGCGGUCGCCGGCGGAGCACGCGGCGGCGCAGCCACAGUCGGCGGGGACGCGGCGGCUUGCGCGGCCGUGGUAAUCAUGAUCGGCGAGGAGGCGGCAACGGAGGGAAUUAUACCAGGGGCACCAGGAACGACAGCCGAGACCGGCGGGGCGGCGCCGGUGGUAGAAGAGGCGAUCGCCGUAGUGCAGACCGAGGUCGAGCAGGCGGCUACGGUGCACGGAGAGAUGGACGGCUUGCCCCGCGAACUACAAGACCUGGCGGAGGACGCGGAGGUAUCCUAUGAUUUUUUGCUUGAGGUGGCAAAAGUGCUGCUUAUUCGCUUUUUUCAAUUUUUAUUUUUUGGCUGGGUUGAUGUGUACGUUUAGUUUCGUCCUCGAUUUUUACAACUUUCACUAGACCGAUUGACGCAGAAAUCAGUGAUAGAACUCUCACGAGGAAGACGGCAAAACAAAACUACAACAUCAGGUGGAGGUGGCACCCGGCGCAGAAGCAGCACUCCCAGGGACCGCCGCGACCGUAACACGCGCCGAUCGCGCGAGCGGCAGCCCCCGGCCCGUCGCGCCGGCGGCGGCAACCGUAGGACUUUCUCGCUCGACGAAGACGACGGCGGUCGACGUGGGGAUACUAGGAAGAGGUCGAAGUCCGGCAGUAGGAAAAGAUCCAGAUCACGAUCGGGAAGUCGGAACAGGAAAGCGUCCAAGAUGUCCAACAGUAGGUCGAAGUCGCACGAAAAGUUUCGGAGCCGAAGCAGAAAGAAAGACAAACACUCCGACUCGCCGGAGCGGGAUGUUGACAACAAGAAAAAGAUUGCUUCUCAUCUUCGCGGUAGAAUCAACAGCGGUGUCAGCGCGGUUGACGAGGAGAUGGUAGAGAAAGUCAAGAAGGAAGACAACAGGCCCGCGGGCACGCUGACGCCUGAAGAUUUAAGUUCGGACGGCGAAAACAAGAAGAGGAAAAAGAGUCAAGAAAAUAAGCGACCAGCCGCAGCUUCACCCGCUGCGAAGGACACCGACAAAAAGAAGCGCGCCCGACAGAGCCGGAGCAGCAGUCGCAGCCGCUCUUUGUCCUCUCCGAGAAGAUCUCGAGGAGGCAAAAAGUCAAGUUCUCUCUCAAGAGGCAACGACACCGGGAACAAAAACGUCGAAGAUGCACCCGACGGACGAAAGGAUCCCUACAGUCGAAAUAAACCAGCUUCCCGCGCUUUUCACAAGACCGUAAAAGUGGAAUCAUCCAGCGACCCGGCAGAAAGUAAAGGUCAUCCCGACAAAGAAAAGAACACCGAUUCAAAGAAAAACCAAGAAGAAGAGCAAAGCCACGACCAGCCGAGGAAUACUGCUUCGUCUCUUCGCGUGAACAUCCCACAGAGCGGGAGACCACAAGGUCAAGUACCUCCCGGCAGCGCCAGUGUAACCACGACCAAUCGGAAUCAGAAGCCGGCGCCAAGGACGAUCCAGAUUAAGUUGAAGACGGAGGAACGCGAGCAGCGACGGGGACGGUCUGCGAGUGAAGUGGAACUGGACAAAAUCAGGAAGGAGCAGGAAGUAGAACGGCUAAACAGCAAGAAGAUGAAGAAAAACAAGCCGGAUCAUGAUAAUACCGAUUCAUCAGAAGACAGCAAGUCAGAUUUUUCCUCGGCAGCUUCGGAGAAGAAUGCCAUGCUUAGAAACAAGAAAGACUACGCGACUGGUGCGACUACUAAAUCUUCGAAUAAACUUCUAGACGGGCCGAGCAGUAAAAAUAAGCCAGGCUCUCCGGCGAAAAAGGAAGAGCAGACUACACGCGAUCAACGGAACAGGACCACUACAGGCGACACGAAGAAGGCAGGAGCUGCUGGCGCAGCGAAGAGAAGAAGGAAGUCGAGCUCCUCUGUAGACCAACGCCAGCAGGAAAAGAAGCGGAGGAAUGAUCAGCAUGUCGCUGCCGCAGGUGGUACAACUUCUAGAAAUAAAAAUGAAGAACGAAAACCCAAACCAGCAGUCAAGCCGGUUGUGCUAAAAACGUCGAGCAAUUAUAGAAAAAGACACGCUUCGGCUUCUGAUUCCUCUUCCGAGUCUUCAAAGUCUAUUCCGAGCCGGCCUGCGUCUAAAGAUUCCUCUCGCUCGCGGUCGAAGUCGCCAGCUGCUGGGACGAGGGAGGAUAAAAAAGCGAAGAGGGGGGCAAGUCCUCUGCCAGCUCGCGGUGGCGGCUCAAGAAAGGGAACGACAACUGCUGCUGCUGAAAGGGAACAAAACAAGGAUGCUUCUAAACCCUCCAACAAGAAACAGAUCAUCGAACAGAAGAAAGAGCAGCCACGAAGUAGAGUAGAAAAUCGUCGCGGCCGUCGAAGGUCGCGCAGCCGAUCUUCAUCGUCUUCCAGCGAGGAGGACCACAAGGAGCAGAAUAGAAAUAGGAAGCCCGCUGUAGUUCUUGCGGAGAAGAAAGCAGAGCGAGUAGCAGGUCGGGAUCAUACAACUAAAGACAAAGCUGGCGGCGCGACGUCAUCGACCAAGCAUGUUGACAAGAAAGACGUCAGGAGCAAAGACGAUGCCAACAAUAAAAACAGAAAUCGUGUCGAUUCCCGCAGGAGGAAAACGAAGAGCGACAAGAAACGGAGGAGAAGCUUGUCCAGCAAAUCUUCCGGGUCCUCUCGGUCGAGGUCUGCGUCAAAUAAACGACCCGCAGAAAAAAUAGCAGUCCCGCCCCCGCCACCUCCAGCAGAAGUGAGCAACGCGCCUGCGGAGAUGAAAACGAAUAUCAACCAGGACGUCAACGAAGAUUCUGCGUCCCUUGAUUACAUCGAGGACGCUGCUAAGAAGGACAAGAAAAAGAGAAAGAAAACACGAACCGAUCGAGAUCGCAGUAGGAGUCGUGGUGCGAGAAGGCAUAACAAAGAGGACAAGAAGGAAGUCGUCGUGGACAAGAAAGAUAGAGAUACAGCAGCGCGUCGUGGCGGAGAGGAGAAAGGCAAAGUCAAAGACGCCACGACCUCUAGGCAACAAGAUAAAGACAAUAAAGAUCGUGCCGGUAAGAAGAUAAAGGCAGACCGCAAAGGCGUGGACGACACGGAGAGCAGCGACGAAGACGAAAAGAAAAUCGCGUUGAAAGAAAAGAAGAACUCGGCGAAGGCGAAAACCCCCACGGCGGCGUCAAAAGACCAAGAACAGAAGGCGAACGACAAGAAAGCUGCUGACAAAGACAUCAAAACCACUACCAAAGACGGCGCGGAGAAAAAGAAGCCAGAGCUGUCAGGAGUCGCGAAGAACAAGAAGGAGCAUCCCAACGAGAAAAUCCAGGUGAUCCUGAAGGAGCGGCGGCAGAAUCGAUCGCAGGAGCGGCGACAGGACCGAAGAGACAAUUUCAAGAGAAACGCGUCGCCCGCCCACCGUAGAGACAGUCGAGUGGAAAUGUUCCGGCCGGAAGAAAAGCGCCGGGAUCGGCGACGUGGCAGGAAUAAGGAUGUGGGCGAAGAGGAGCAGGAAAAAGUAGAAAAAGGAACGACUGCGCAAAGAAAGAAGAAAAACAAGAUGCGCGGCUUCAGCUCCUCCUCGGGCUCGGAUGAAUCUCAGUCUUCGUGAAUCUGGAGCAAAAACAAGAACUCCUGGCUCAACUUUAAUGCUGGUCCAGCAAUCACGUCUUUUCGCAUGGUGGAGUUGAAGUCACGACGAGCAUUUUCAAAUACACUAGACUUUUGUUUUUGAAUGUUGGUCAAAGAAGCAUUUUUUUCUGAGACACAAAAUCAAAAACCAAACGGGCUUUUUUGGCUAAGAGUAAACCGAACAGUCUUAUUGUAUUCACGACAUUAAUCAGAAUCAGAUUCAGAAACGACAUAGAGAAU